This is a messenger RNA of Pisolithus orientalis, 1305 nucleotides long. RefSeq lists its product as uncharacterized. NCBI's taxonomy places the organism in Eukaryota, Fungi, Basidiomycota, Agaricomycetes, Boletales, Pisolithaceae. Gene Ontology annotation, molecular function: tRNA binding. The record is from RefSeq and is a predicted model, not a curated record. Gene Ontology annotation, cellular component: elongator holoenzyme complex; cytosol; nucleus. The transcript is spliced from 4 exons. Gene Ontology annotation, biological process: tRNA wobble uridine modification. Bases 28 to 1056 code for a protein of 342 amino acids.
CGUUUUGUUACAAGUGACGAAGGCAAAAUGUCUCGACUUGCAUCCAUCAUCGCCAAUCCAAACGGUCUCGUUAUCUUGCAGUCAUCGGUGUCCCAGACGUGUUUGCCCAUCUUGCGGCAGGUCCUCAAACCAACGAGACUACCACCGCCGCAGACUCUCUUAUUCUCCUUCCUUUACCCCCCCUCUUCGUUGAUCGGGAGUUUAGCAUCAGAUGCAUCUCUUAUUAGCGUCUUCGAUUAUACCGAACGUAUCCCCGGAUACGAUACGUGGACAGACUCGCAGCAAGAUAUUCUUAAUGCUAUCAAGGCAGCACCUCCUGGUUCACUCAGGGUGGUCAUCGAUUCCGUGGACACGCUUGCAUCAGACAUCUCGUCCGACUCGCAGACGUUCAAAUUCAUAAAGACAAUCUUCAAUUUAAUCUCUUCCCGUCCGCAGCCCUCCGUCCUCGUGCUCCAUCUCCUGUCUUGUUCUCUCCUGUCCCUUCUAACGCAGACGGCAUUGUCACCCACACUAACGCACGUCAUCGCGCACCCCCCAGUGUUGAUUGAGCACCUCAUAACGGCAUACUCUACGCCCCCACCUCCAGCGGGACCAGCAGAGAAGUUCUGGAGUGUCUUCAUACCUAUCUCUGAGCGUGCUCCUGAGAGCCAGCGACUCGUGUAUGGCCCUGAUGGAACGGGUGCAUGUACGGGAGCUGGGGAUGAUGCGAAAGAGUUUAUUGUCGAGUUGAUCAUCAGAGGAGUAGGCAUCGAAGGUGGGAAGCGUACUACCGAGAGAAUGCUGGAAGGAUGGAAUGGAGAGGCUGCAGAAUCCCCCGAGAAGUUAGGGAGCUUAAAGGCCCUCUUGUCUCGGAAAAAGGUUGACGAGAAACCGCUUGACCCCAUGCAAAGCGUGUCUUUCAAUCUCCAUCUUACAGCGUCUCAGGAAGAGUCACGCGGACGAGUACCCCUUCCAUAUGCCCAUCAACUGUCGGCAACAUGUUCGACUAUUUAUUAUGAACCGGAUUCCGCUGAUGACAUCGACGAUGAUGAUCCCGACGAAGACCUGGAUAUUUAGACAGGGUCGUGACACUCUGAAAUGCGUAUAUAUAUGAUCAAGCAGCGAUAGCUGCAAUUUAAGUUCGCGAAAAGAAAUCCCCAUUGAGCGUAAGAGUGGUAUCGAAUUUGAGUGGAGUGUCACCGCGUGCAGAGAGCUAAGGAAGUGAACGCUUGGUAUUCUAAGGCGCACUAUUUGAUCCUCUUAAGCUAGACAGGGCAUCAGCGUGUUUCAAAGCGUUUAUGUGAGGCCACACACCCUUUCGGUCUG